Molecule: messenger RNA, 1194 nt
Organism: Plasmodium inui San Antonio 1
Lineage: Eukaryota; Apicomplexa; Aconoidasida; Haemosporida; Plasmodiidae
Exons: 2
Coding region: 1-1194 (397 amino acids)
Source: RefSeq, a predicted model, not a curated record
AUGCAGCACUUCCUGGCGGGGCUUAAACCCAGGGGGGGUAAAGCAGGACAUGUGAGCAAGCCAUUUCUGCGGAAACAGCACCGGAAUAAAACCUUCGAUGAGAGAGAACGCGCCUUCUUCGACCAGAUGCACACCGAGUGGUGGAAUGAUCACGGGAAGGACAAGCGAACAUGGUGUGACGUACUUCAAAAAAUCGCAGGAGGAAACACUUACAGCCUUCACGACUAUAACAAGCACAGGUUUAACUUCAUCACGAAAAAUUAUGAGUUCCUUUUUUUCGAGAAAAUGAGAAAAGAGGGACAACAUGGGAGAGAAAAAGAAAAAGACAUCACGAUAAAUAUUCUGGAUGUGGGUUGCGGUGGAGGAAUACUAUGCGAGUAUAUGCGGAGGAACUUUUCCUAUUUUCUUCUAAAGAGUGACAUAAUAGGACGAGGUGCAGGGUCCACUUAUGUGUCCGGGAGGACGGUGCAUAUAAACAUGGACGGGAUUGACGUGUCCAGUAAGCUCAUAGACGUGGCGCGCAGGAGACAGCGAGUGGAGGAGGCAGAGCACACAGGGAUGAGUCAUUCCCCCGAGGGGGCAGAGUACAUAAGGAUGAGUAAUUCCCACGAGGGUGUCCCUCCACACAUCUGCAACACGACAAGAGACAUGAACCCGAGAGCAUCCCAUCAGGAAAAAGAACCCAACUGGGGGAAUAAGAAAACAGAGAACAACCCAUGGAAGAGCUUAAAUGUGCACAUAAAUCAGAGUUACUAUAACUGUGACAUAAGUGACUUCACAAACUGGAGUGACAGGGAGGGAAAAAAAUAUCACAUCGUGGUGUCGUCCGAAGUCAUUGAGCAUGUGCCCAAUGAGAAAAAGGAGGAGUACGUAAGGUGCAUAAGUCAGUUAUGUUUCCCCGAGGCUGUGGUGGUCUUUACGACGAUUGACAGGAAUUUACUUUCCUAUUUGUAUUCUAUUAUACUAGCUGAGUAUCUCACGGGGAUGGUGAAAAAGGGCACACAUAGCUACGAUCAGUUUAUCGGAUCAGACAAGCUGAGUCAUCUCUGCGCUCUUUUCGAUUUACAGAAUGUGAGCACAGAACAUGCGGUGUACGUCCCUUUUGUGCGAGAUUACUUCCCCACGCGUUGGUUGAAGUUGCUCUAUUUGUCCGCCUUCGUUUAUCGAGGGGGAGCGCCGGUAAGCGGUUGUUAA